Molecule: messenger RNA, 1545 nt
Organism: Penicillium manginii
Lineage: Eukaryota; Fungi; Ascomycota; Eurotiomycetes; Eurotiales; Aspergillaceae
Exons: 8
Coding region: 1-1545 (514 amino acids)
Biological process (GO): L-cysteine transport; transmembrane transport
Cellular component (GO): membrane
Molecular function (GO): L-cysteine transmembrane transporter activity
Source: RefSeq, a predicted model, not a curated record
AUGAGUUCCAGCUCAUCUGAUCAGGGUGUCAAAGCCACGGUACAGGCAAAAGAGAAGGAUGAAAGCCAAACGGAACUAAACACAGCGCCAAAAGUCCCAGAUCAGUUUGCGGACGAGAGUUUCAAGCUUUUCUCCAAAAUUCAAGUAGAAGAGCCCACACCCCAAGAAGCUCGUGAGAUUCGAAACAAAUGCUUGUGGCGGAUUCUUCCUUUUCUUUGCAUUGGAUAUCAUCUCAUGUAUGUGGAUAAACAGACAUUAGGCAGCUCAGCCAUUCUUGGGAUCAUGCAAGAUGCGCAUUUGGAUUCAAAUCAAUAUAACUGGCUCUCCUCGAUCUUCUAUUUUGGAUAUCUACUGGCAGAAUGGCCUCAGAACUGGGCAUUGCAAAGAUUUCCGGUGGCUAAAUGGUUGUCGGCAAAUUUAAUCAUAUGGGGCGGAAUAACAUUGCUACAUAUACCUUGCAACAGCUUUGCCUCUCUGUUUGUGGUGCGCUUUUUCCUCGGAGUAGCUGAGGCGUGCAUAGUGCCAGCAUUCUUGCUUUCAAUGUCAAUGUUCUUCACAUACGGAGAGCAGGCAGUCAUGAUGCCAAUUAUGUGGUCAAUUGGAAACUCAAGCCCAAUAACUUCUGGACUCCUUUCAUAUGGUGUACUUUGGAUCAAGACAGGGGCUUUUUCACCAUGGAAAUGGUUUAUGGUGAUAACUGGAGUUUUGACGGUGAUAUUUGGCAUCGCUGUCUAUUUUCUUUUCCCAGACAGCCCUCUUCACGCCGACUUUCUCACUUAUGAAGAGCGCGCGAAGGCUAUCCUACGAAUCAAAGAGAACCACUCUGGAAUUGAACAGAAGCUCUUCAAGAGAUACCAAUUCAUCGAGGCGUUGAAAGACCCGAAAACUUGGCUGUUUUUCUUACAUGCCUGGUCACAAGAAAUGGCCAACGGAAUAACCAACCAGUAUUCACUCAUUAUCAACUCUUUUGGUUUCACUAUUCUUCAGACAACGCUCUUGGGCUGUGUUACUGGCAUAGUAUCAUUUUUCUCCCUUAUAUCAGCUGCGACUGCUCUAUAUUAUACAAAGAACUCCCGUGCCUGGAUAUCUUUGAUUGCUUAUAUCCCAGGCGCUCUUUCCAGUAUUCUCCUUCUCGCUUUACCUUGGUCCAACCGCUGGGGCCUAAUUAGCGGUAUCUGGAUUCGAUCUACUGUUGGGAUUCCUUACGCCGUUGUGAUGAUUUGGGCGGCGAAUGCAUCAGCUGGACAUACGAAGAAAACAACAGUCAUUGCAUUGUAUCAUAUCGGCUACGGUCUGGGAAAUAUCAUUUCUCCCCAACUUUUCCGGCCAGAGUGGAAGGUGGCUUGCAUCCUUCCGUCUAUUGUAAUCGGAAUUCUCAGAUUCUACUUGAGUCAGGAAAACAAGCGUCGCGAUAGGCUUCAGGCUGAAGAUCAAGUUACCAGUAAUGGUAUUGUCGAAACAGUUGAUUCUGAAGGUGGAAAGGUAUCUCGCGUCGUGGACAAUAGUCAGAUGGAUUUGACUGACAGAGAAAACCUGACCUUGUAA